UGUGACGGCUCGCGGCUGUUUCUCAAAGGCAGAGCCAAGCUCUGCGUCGAUGCUGGCUCGAGGCUCGUACUUGAGCUCGCCGCAGAGCGCUCCAAUCGAUCAGAGCCGCCAUCGGGGCUGCUGCACGACACGCCCAGGCCUCGCACGCCAGCUCUGAACCGGCACCGCGCGCGCGACGCCGCCCUUUGACAGACAGCAACAACAGCUCUCACUGCAGUCCAUACGCCGCGACCGCAAGAAUGGGCAAGAAGAACCGCAAGAAGCAGGACGACGGCGACUACUUUGCCAGUCUAGGCGCGCCGACCGAGAACGCCGUCGACGACGCCGCCGCGGAGAAGGCCGAGGAAGAAAGGCUUGAACGGCAGCGCAAGGCCGCCGCCCAGCGCGAGGCCAAGAAGCAGAAGGAGGCGCAGGAACGCGCCGAGCGGGCCGCCGUCGCCGAGCGCGCGCGGUUGGCGAUGGAGCGAAGGAACAACAAAGGGAGGGCCGUCGCCGUCGAGGAGGCCGAGGAGGAAGAAGCCGUCGAAGAACCGGCGCCGGCGCCCCAGCCCACGGCGGCGGAGGAGGCCGCGCCGCCGCCGCCGCCGCCCCUGUCAAGCUUCGCCCGGGUCUUGCUGUUUUUGAGACCGUUCUCGCCAGUGCAUAAAUCAAAUUGUCGCGCGCUUCUCGCCACUGCUGAAUCAUGACCUGCUCGAUCGACUCACUGGUUGAUUUAUGCACAGGUUCUCGCCCGACGCCGGCGCCGUGAGUGGAGUAGGUAAGGUCUGGCGCCUCCUGUGGCUCGUAUUAUCGACCUUCGCCUCCCCUGCGACAAUCGAGGACGUCGACGCGCAUUUAAGGACCUCGAACAGCGCGGCCGCUGAAAAGAUAGACGCCGAGGACGAACGCAAGCGGACGACCAUGUUGUUCUGCCCGGACACGGGCAAGUGGUUCCCGCGCAACACAAAAGUGUGGUCCUUGGCUUCUUUACGAAGGACGGACACGACUAUAGAAAGGUGGGUCAAGAACCUCAAGACCAAGGGGAAGAGCGAGCAGUGGACGCGCGUUCGUGAUGGAGACGGCUGGGCGUCGUGCCCGUCCAAGCUCGGCGUCGCCGACGAGGAUUUAGGUGAUAGCGACGUGCAAUUUUACGCGUGUCUGGACCAGAAAGUUUUCGAGUGCUCGGACUGGGUCGCGUCGCACGUCUGCACGCGGGCCGCGGCGCGCGAGCUCGGCUGCGUCGACGGGCCGAGAACACUGUUCAGAGUUGUGGUCGACGAUGUGCAAGGAGCGGUCGCGACGCUCGACAAAAAAGCGUCCGCGGCGCUGCACGCCAAGGCCGGCGUCUCCACCAAGAAGCAGCCCAAGGAAAAGCUAUCUCGUGCAGAAAAGAAGGUGCGAGUCGGCGUCCGUUGAUGCGGCGAUGGCGUGAAGCGGGACUGGCGCGUCGAUGGCGUCGAGGCUCGACGGCGCCGCGACCCGCCGUCGACGCGCGCUCGCGUCGCCCCGCCGCCGCGACGCUUCGAUGCGAGAGAGUCCACGCGCCGCGGUCGCGCGACGCCGCGCCCCCGCGCAGGCCAAGAAGAAGGCGUACGGGCGCUAGGCGAGUAAGGCCGAAGGCGGGUAGAAUAAACUAGUCUCACAACACACGAA
Molecule: messenger RNA, 1632 nt
Organism: Pelagomonas calceolata
Lineage: Eukaryota; Pelagophyceae; Pelagomonadales; Pelagomonadaceae
Source: the annotation of a GenBank genome assembly